AAUACAAUUGGUGCUAAAUGGGGAGGAAACAUCACGCCACAAAACGAAGAUGGAAGCUCCAGUUGAGUAUUUGUUGGAUCUGCUGCCAAAGCCUAAAGUCAUCCUAUUCCUUCACCUUUGCGAGAUUAACGGGGACAAUGAUUAACGAAUUUUAUGGUGAUAUGGGUGUUCAAAUUGGGCAAGGAAGAUGGGUUGCCCUUCCGAAUUGAGAUCGGCUAAGGCUACGGCUUCGGCUUCGGAUUGGGAUUAGGAUUCAGAUUCGAAUGAUGGGAUUUUCCAUGGAUUAGAGAACAUAGUGCUGAUGAUGGUGGCAUUUCGUUGAACUCCAAUUUUUCACGUGAGAUGGUGGCAUCGAGGAGCUGUUACUCCAAUGGUUCAUACAUAGCUGAAUCAACUCCAAUUGUUCAGUGGGCUCUGGACCGGUGGAGGAUGUGUCGUACGUGUUGAAUCUCUGGAUGUUCAUGUCAUCCAUUAGUACAACUUACGAGGAUGAUGGUAUUCUUCGUGGUGUUGUACCAUCUAAAACCCCAGCAGCUUCCACAAUAACUCUUUCAUUAUCAACCACACUGGCAAUAUUCAGAGGAGUACCAUUCUACUCAAGCGCCAAGGUAAACAACAUGCCGGCGUCAUGGUUCUCCGAUUCCGGCGCCAUAAUCUUUUUUUCUCUUUUCAUUUUUUGUUUUAUUAAUUUUUUUUGUGGGUCAAACUCGGUGGAUCCCACUAACAGUGUUGAAAUGAAUAUAAAAAUUAGGAGUUGACGGAAAGAUGACACAAUCUGUUACCUCUUCAAAAUUUCCGUUAAAUAGACUAAAAUUGAUGAGAAAAUUAUUUUAGGAGACUAUUUUUGCCAAUUGAAAAUUCAUGGUGACUCGAUCUUGCUACUUCCAAAAGUUGGGAGACGAAAAGUGCAUUUCGUCCUUUGAAGAAUGCCCCUUGUCAAGGCAUUUUGCUUCCUUCUGCGAGCACCUUGCAUUUAAGGGCUUAUUGUGAUGCGGACUGGGCAGGAUGUCCUUCUACUCGGAAAUCUACUACUGGAUUCAUUAUAUUUUUGGGAUCAUCUCCUAUUUCUUGGCGAUCUAAGAAACAGACAGUAGUCUCCCGUUUGACAGCAGACCCGUUCUACAGCAGAGGUAGAGUAUCGGGCAAUAACAACCACAUCUAAUGAAUUGGUACGGCUAGUUCGUCUAUUGUCUGAGUUGCAGGUGUCAUCUACGGGGCCGAUUCAACUCUUUUGUCAUAACAGGGAGCAAUACAUUGUAGCUAAUCCAGUCUUUUAUGAGCGGACAAAACACAUAGAGAUUGGUUGUCAUUCAUUCGUCAUCACUUUCAAUCUAAGCUUUUGGUUCCUCGUCCAAUCUCUUCUAAAUUGCAAUUGGCAGAUCUUUUCACUAAGUCUUUGGGACGAGAUCAGUUUCAUGCACUAUUAGGUAAGUUGGACAUUUUGGAUUUACAUGCUCCAACUUGAGGGGGAGUAAAGAGAUAAUAUAUAUAAUUAUUGUAGAUAAUUGCGUCUAUUUUAAGUAAAUAUCUAGUUACCAAACUAGGGUCUUUUAAUUGUUGUAUAAGUAGACAACUUUACAUAUCAAUGAAAAUCAAUGGAAUCAUCUUUCAAUCCAUUUUUAUAAAGAAGACUAUGAAGAAUGUUUCCUCUGGAAUUGCAUGAAGCACGAUUCGAGGACGGACCGUUUCGAAGAAAGGGAGAAUGAUGUGAUCCUGGAUGGUCCGUUGAGUAACUAUGAUGAUCAUUACAUUGAUUGUGGUGACAUAGGGGGUGUAUGGUAUUAUAUUGAAGUUGUAAUCAAGAAUGAUAGAAGAUUGAAGCCGAAAUAUGGUUCGCAUCAAGCUAGAAUCAAGUCGACAAAAAAGUCAACAAGAUCGCGUCAACAUAAUGGCCAAGCAAAUGAAAUAGACGAGAAAGUUGACAAGGUGCGCGUCGAUGUUUUAGCCGAGAAGAGGAAAUCAACAAAGAGGUCGACAAGGUGCCGUCGAGUUCAUGGCCGAGCAAAGGAAGUCGAUGAGAAGGUCGUCAGUCGUGCGUCGAGUCACUUGUCGGUCGACAAACAAGUUGACGAAGUCGGGCAGAAUUUUCUAAUUUUCCUAUUUUGAUUAGGAAAAGGAUUUUUCCGUAAUUUGACCAUUAUGGCCGACUCUCUUACACCUCUAGAAGAUUCUAGAUGGUUUUAAAUAAUUGUGACAUG
Oldenlandia corymbosa var. corymbosa is the source of this 2198-nucleotide messenger RNA. The record is from the annotation of a GenBank genome assembly. NCBI's taxonomy places the organism in Eukaryota, Viridiplantae, Streptophyta, Magnoliopsida, Gentianales, Rubiaceae.